Rubroshorea leprosula is the source of this 690-nucleotide messenger RNA. Lineage: Eukaryota; Viridiplantae; Streptophyta; Magnoliopsida; Malvales; Dipterocarpaceae. The record is from the annotation of a GenBank genome assembly.
CCAAAAACCAGCACUAGUACUUGAGUACUUUCAUACGUUAUAGGAAAAGAGAAAAAGGAUGAGAGUUUUGGCUCUAGUUUUGUUCACCCUGGCAUCUGCAGUUGGGGCCUUGGCUGAUAUUUCUUCAAUCAUCAGCCGAGACCUCUUUAAUGAGAUGCUCAAACAUCGCAACGAUGCUGCCUGCCCUGCCAAGGGGUUCUACACCUAUGAUGCUUUCAUUGCCGCUGCCAACUCCUUUGGUGCUUUUGGUACCACCGGUGACAUAGACACUAAGAAAAGAGAGAUCGCCGCCUUCUUAGCUCAAACUUCUCAUGAAACUACAGGUGGGUGGGCUACUGCCCCGGAUGGUCCAUAUGCAUGGGGCUAUUGCUACGUUAAGGAGCAAGGUAACCCUGGAGAUUAUUGUGUUCAAAGUCAGCAGUGGCCUUGUGCACCCGGCAAAAAGUAUUAUGGCCGAGGUCCCAUCCAGAUUUCAUAUUGCCUUGACAAGGAAAUGAUUCUUGAAGAUUUGGAAAUGACUUCUCAUAUUGAAGGGGCAAUUUUUCAAUUGCUGACUCUUGACCUUGACUUUGACUCUGCAGCAAUUACAACUACGGUCCAGCGGGAAAAGCUAUUAACUAUAACUUGCUAAAUAACCCUGAUGCUGUAGCAACAGACGCUACCAUUUCUUUCAAGACAGCUCUUUGGUUC